Molecule: messenger RNA, 7029 nt
Organism: Salvelinus fontinalis (brook trout)
Lineage: Eukaryota; Metazoa; Chordata; Actinopteri; Salmoniformes; Salmonidae
Product: PEX5-related protein-like
Exons: 15
Coding region: 613-2484 (623 amino acids)
Biological process (GO): protein import into peroxisome matrix, docking
Cellular component (GO): peroxisomal membrane; cytosol
Molecular function (GO): protein binding
Source: RefSeq, a predicted model, not a curated record
CCCCAAUGUCAACUUGCUCCUACUUCAGAGCACGUGAAUCCAGGAGGCGGCUCCAGCGGCGCCCAGAGGAGGAAGGAUGGUAAGCAGGAGAGAGGAGGAGUGCACUAUAAGAAGAGGAUAAACCCGAGAAGCGUCAAAACAAUUAUUAAGCGACGGUCGAGAGGCGGAGAGUGGUAGUGUGCACAAUGAAGACAUAACACGGGAGAUUUUACUUGACUAACUGAAUUGUUGUCCAUCCGAUGCCGAGGACCCAGAAGCUUUUGGCAGCGCGGUGAAGAUUUCUGGGCGCCUCGCAUUGAAGUGGGGUCUGGUAGGGCACUUAUCUCUCCCGUGCUGUCGCCUGGCUACCUUUCAAACACCGGCAAAAAAAAUACAUGACAACAACACUUACGUUUCAGCACCUUAAGCGAGGACAGCUCCUUUCCUUGGCGUAACAUUCAAAGACUCAAUUGGAGCCUGCACUUCUGAGCGAAUUGAAACAUUCUGCCUCUUGUCCCAGAACUCUUUGUACGUAUGGACACUCCCAGUGUCGCUUACUGUAUCUGUAUUGCAAGCCUUAAAGUAGCUUAAAAAUCCACCGUCGCAGAAUCAGGAAUUGACUUUAAGCUCAAUAUGUACCAGGGUCAUUUGCAGGGGAGAGACUCUAGGGCUGCAGAUAAGACUGUUGCCAUGGUCCUGAAGGAGAUACCCAGUAAGGCGUCUUCAGAAGUGAAACCCCUCCUCACGGUGACAACCAAGCUGGUGAGUGAGCAACAAGAGAGCCGCCCCCUGCUAAGCCCCUCCAUCGACGACUUUCUCUGUGAGACCAAGUGCCAUGGCGCUGCCCGCCUAGUGACUUCGAACACAGCAGUUCUGUCCUCCACAUUGGACCUAUUGGACCUCAGCGAGCCCGGAGAGAGAAGGAACAGCAAGCAGGACAAGAAGAGCCCUCUGUUGUCACGUGGGGACGGGCCUAAGAACACGCCUCACCGGAAGAAGACGACGGACGAGACAGAGCUGAUCCAGGUGGAUGUAGAGCAGACUGUCCCCAGCUCACACACUCCUGAAAGAGUGUCACUAGACUCAGUCAACAUUGCCUGUCCUUUGGAGAAAUGGGAGGAGCUCAACGUCCUCACUGAAAGAAACAGCAGCAGAAAGUGGAAAUUGGAGAGACGGGGUUCAUCGAAAAACUCCUCCAGCGAACUUCUGUGGUCCAUAGACUGCAAAACCCAAUCAGAGCCACCCUCCAAGAGCGCUUUGGAAGUAAAUGCCAUAGCAGAGGCCGAGCCAGCUCUAGCAUUUCAACUCAACAGACAGUAUAUUAGUGGAAGACAUGGCCGUUUGAGUAAAGAGCGGUUUGGUGGCGGUGCCCUCCUGUCCAGAAACCAGUCCCUGGAGGAAGAGUUUGAGCGAGCCAAGGCAGCUGUGGAGUCAGACACAGAGUUCUGGGACAAGAUGCAAGCAGAGUGGGAGGAGCUAGCACGACGGAACUGGCUAACGGAGAACGAGCAGGCGCAGAUCCCCUCCAGUGUGUCGCCUCACGAGAAGGGUUACUACUUCCACAUGGACAACCCCUACAAGGACUGGCCCAACGCGUUUGAGGAGGGUCUUCGAAAGUCCAAAGAGGGAGACCUGCCCAACGCUGUGCUGCUACUGGAGGGGGCCAUCUUGCAGGACCCCCAGGACUCAGAGGCUUGGCAAGUGUUGGGGACGACCCAGGCAGAGAACGAAAACGAGCAGGCAGCUAUCGUAUCCCUCCAGAGGUGUCUCGAGCUCCACCCUAAUAACCUCCAAGCCCUCAUGGCCCUGGCGGUGAGCCUGACCAACACGGGCAUGAGGCAGGAUGCCUGCGAGGCGUUGCUGCGCUGGCUCCGUCACAACUCCAAGUACAAGCACCUGCUGAAGGGCAAGAGCCACCUGGCGGGCUCCCCGGGCUCCCAACGUAGGAUGUCUCGUGUCUCAACUGUGGGCAGAUAUGAGAGCUCUCUACUGCCUGAGGUGAAGGAUCUGUUUCUGGAGGCAGCCCAGCACAACAGGGACACCGACCCAGACCUGCAGACGGGCCUGGGUGUGUUGUUCAACAUUAGCGCGGAGUUCAAUAAAGCUGUGGAGGCCUUCAAUGCUGCCCUGACGGUGCGGCCAGAGGACUACCUGCUGUGGAACCGCCUGGGGGCCACGCUGGCUAACGGGGACCGCAGCGAGGAGGCGGUAGAGGCCUACACCCGAGCCCUGGAGCUCCAGCCGGGCUUCAUUAGAUCCCGUUACAACCUGGGCAUCAGCUGCAUCAACCUAGGAGCACACCGGGAGGCGGCCAGUAACUUCCUAACAGCCCUGAGUCUGCAGAGGAAGAGCCGUAGUCAGCAGCUCUCGCACCAGGUCAUGUCGGGGAACAUCUGGGCCGCCCUGCGGAUAGCCCUCUCCAUGAUGGACCAGCCGGAGCUCUUCCAGGCAGCCAACAUCGGAGACUUGGACCUCCUCAUGAAAGCAUUCAAUCUGGACAUGUGAGGGGAGAUGGGCCUUGGGCCAAGUCUCUACUCUCCUACCAACAGGCCUUGGAGACAAGUCUCUUCUCUCCUACCAACAGGCCUUGGAGACAAGUCCUUUCUCUCCUACCAACAGGCCUUGGAGACAAGUCUCUUCUCUCCUACCAACAGGCCUGGGAGAAGAGUCUCUACACUCCUACCAAAUGCCAAAAACCCAAAGUGUACAGUUGGAAAGAGCUGUUUUGUCCAGUUAAUGACGAGUGUGUGGUCUAUUUUGGCGUGCACUACAAAAUCUUUACUACUCCUCAGUACCUCUGCAGUCUUCUUGAGUACUGCAUGUGCUCGAAGAGUCUAUUUUGCGAUGGAUUUGCACUGCAAUUUGUGAUUUCCCCGAAGAGCACAAGGACGGGCAAAGACUGUACAAGUAAUGCCUUAGAGAACACAGUAAUUAAAACUAACUCAUUGGAACUAAGUAAGAGAAAGAGAAAUGCUGAGAAUGCUUUUGCUGAACAGUGUUGAGGUUUGACAAGAACGGUUUCCUCAUCCAGAGACUUUUAGAGUGUCCGGAUUAUCACACUGACCUAAAGGAAGGAUUUAGUGAGUAAAAUCAAUAAAGACUACACCAUAAGCCGUGGGACUCGGAGACAGUUUUCAGCAGAGAAUCAAUAUUCUUUUUUGGGGGGGGUUGGUUUUAUCCUCUUUUCUGUGAGGAACAACACUGCAUGGAAACUAAAGCAUGUUCCUAAAUGGAUUCGGUGGCACUUGCCUGAACCUAAAAGCUUAGAACUUUUUUUCCUUACUUGGACUCAGCACUUUGAAAAACAAACAGAUAAUUUCCUCUUAUCUUAAUGAAACGAGACAGAUUGUAAAGCCUUACCUGAAACGCAUGCUAAAACGAAAUUGAUUUACACUAUUUUUAUGGCAACCAAUGUAAGCCAUUUUCAGAUUCAUUUUUGACUUCCUCGAAUACCUGGCAUCCUCCGAAUUCUUCACGUUUGUGGUGUUUCCAGCUCCUCGUUUCACUUUACCCUAACUGGUUUGAGAGAAGCACACAUUAGCUGGACAAGAUGGACCUGUAUUUUUCCCUCAGAGCUGGUAAUGUACUUCACACGUGUCAGAAAACACUUCCUGUUGAAUCUAUUCAUGUUGUUGGUGAUGGCUGGGAUGACCUUUAAAACUAUUCACUCAUGUCACAUGACUAAUGACUAAAUCAAAGGAUUAAGCGUGGUAGCGAAUGGAUUUUAGAGGCCUUACACUCUUUUCUAGAAUACAGAAUCUUAUGCUGUAAUAAGCUGUAAUAUGCUGUAUUGUUUAUCAAAGGCAGCACAAAGGCCACUUCGUUAAAGGUUAUAAAACAUGACAUCAGCUCAUGUCAGCUCACUGACUUGCCUAGUUAAAUAAAGGUAAAAUAAAAUAAAAAUUGUAAAAAAUGUCAACGUCAGCUUUACCUAGUUUACACAGUGACAUAUCUACAUGUUCCCAUACAAGCAUUUUAUGUAGGAGGUUCUUUGCUAUACUAAAGAAUGUCAUACAUUCCACAGUCUCUACUCUAAAGUUUAACAAAAUAUGCCCCGAAAUAAAGCCAAAAGAACUAUAUCCUCUUAUGAGAGACUACUACUCUACAAGAUCCCUACUAUGAGAGAAUUCUACUCUAAACACUAUCCCUUUAUGUGAACUUAGUCCCUAGAUGGCUGAGUAGUGUGCUUAGUCGCUAGAUGGCUGAGUAAUGUGCUUAGACGCUAGAUGGCUGAGUAGUGUGCUUAGUCGCUAGAUGGCUAAGUAGUGUGCUUAGUCGCUAGAUGGCUGAGUAGUGUGCUUAGUCGCUAGAUGGCUGAGUAGUGUGCUUAGUCGCUAGAUGGCUGAGUAGUUUCCCUAGUCGCUAGAUGGCUGAGUAGUGUGCUUAGUCGCUAGAUGGCUGAGUAGUGUGCUUAGACGCUAGAUGGCUGAGUAGUGUGCUUAGUCGCUAGAUGGCUGAGUAGUGUGCCUAGUCGCUAGAUGGCUGAGUAGUGUGCUUAGUCGCUAGAUGGCUGAGUAGUGUGCUUAGUCGCUAGAUGGCUGAGUAGUAUAGAAGCAUCACAGAUGUUAGUUUGCAAGUCACUCUGGAAAACACAUGCCACCGUCAUAUCCACCACUGUACUGUAGCAAGACAACCACUGUACUGUAGCAUUGCACUGGCAUGUUAACCUGUCGGGCCUACUGUAUGACCGAAGAAAUGUGUUUGAUUCAAGGAUCCUAUGCAAAAGGUCAAGUUUUAUACUGCCAUUUUUAAUUAUACAAUGUCCCUGCCUGAGUCAAUGCCCCUGCCUGAAUCAAUGCCCCUGCCUGAGUCAAUGGACCAAAAGGAAAACUCUAUCUUUGCUUUGAGAGAAUGCUAUCAGGGUCUGGCAGAGACACCAUCGCCAUGACAAUUAAUCUUCCAAAAAAUUGUACCGCUUUGAUGUCAUGCAUGGUUUGUAUCAGCCAAAGGGAUUGGGGAAAUCUAUCAGAAGACAAAAAAAAAAAGAGUUCGCCAGUUGUUGCUUUAUGACUAAGAACUUUUCCUUCUCCAUUUAAGGUUAUGGGUAUUUAGGGAAAGGUUUGGCUCGUUAGCAGAAAUAUAUUAGACGUUAUUUGGAAAGAAAGUCAAUGGGGCGAAUAAUUCCAUGCAGACAAGAACACAUGGAAACUGCCAUUCACACUAGCCAAAGCCUUCAGGUUUAGUAACCUUGGUGUGGACAGGAGGUUAAUUUCAUUUCAAACUCAUCUCCACACAUUCAGUUGAGGCUGGCUUGUAGAGAGUGGUGUGGGGCUGUAAUGUCAGAUUCAUGUUCUACUACUGCCAUCUGCUGAAAAUUUACUUUGAAUUUCUCCUAAAGACAUUCUCGUUAUGCCACCAUUCUUGUUAUGCCACCAUUCUUGUUAUGCCACCAUACCCAAAUUCAAGUUUACAGAGUGGUCCCCUUGCUGGCUAAAUGUAAUUGAAAAACAGAUUAAUUUCCGUUUUUUUUUUGUAUUGAAUCUAUUCCAUUCAAAUGAUAUGAAAACGUAAUGAAUAUUAUUUUUCCACACAGGGAAAGGGUUGGAACAGUCCAGUAGCAAACGAAAGAGGAGGAAAACGGAGAAGUCUUUUGUGUAUGGAAUCACUGCUGCCAUGUUUAAAACAUCAAGGAGCCAGAGCCAACUGCAGAGACACAGCACAUAUGUGCGCGCUGCUGGCAAUCUGCAUAGGAGGCUAGCUUUGAAGACCAGAAAACACAUCGGCGGACUGUACAACGUCAAAGGCAACUGGGCCAACACGUCAUGGCAUCCUUCCAUUUAUUAAUUAAUUUAGUCUGUUGCCCAACUACCCCAAACAAGCUGAUAUUCCUUCACUCCCACACUCCUCAACCCACCCAGCGAGCAAAGGGCGGUUGAGAUCUAGUUGUAACCAAUCAUGAUCGUCACUGCGAUCAUGAUUGGCUACUCCGUAGUGAUUCAUAGAACGAUGGUUGAGAACUCUAUACUGUAGAUUUAUAUGGAAAAUAGUAUUGAGAAUAGAAUCGUUUUUUUAUUCCAAAGUGUAUAAUUUACAGAAAAUGUUUUCUGUCCCCCAUGCCUCCUAGUUGCCCUUACUGUCAGCAGCAUAUACACUGUAGUACAAUGCUGAAACCAGGAUUUACUGUAUCUUGUGAUUUCUUAUGGUCUAAUAAGCCUGUGCUUUUUGAACAAAACAUAAUGUAGUUAUGUAGAAGAUUAAAUUAUUUUUUUAACACUUUUUGAAUUAUUGGCUUACCAACUAUAUAUAUAUAUUACUGUAGAAUUUAUAUUGAUGUGUGUUGAGUUAGGAUGCCCGAUGAUAAAGUACCUUUUCUAGAACAGUUGACCUUCUCAGGUGUGAUGACCUAGCUACACCUAACAUACUCCAGGUUGAAUGCAUGCUAGAGAUCUUCUAUACUUCAUUUUGAAUUAUCUUUUAUUUUUCAUGCAUGCAGUGCUUUUCUUUCCACUAAUUCUAAAAACAAAAUAUAGCAUGAUGUUACAUAGCAAUAUUUUUUCAAUCCACUUUUAAAACAUCUUCAUUUUAUGAAAUGUAACAUACCUAUUGUAUAUUGUGCACAACAUACAAUAGCAUAACAUGUGCAGUGAAUCUGGAGAGAAACCAAAAGUAGUAGUCUCUAACUGAUAACCGAGUGCAGGCCUCGGCCCACACGCCAACCGUUUGGUUAAAGGGUUUCGGAUCCUUUGGUGACAGUUGUAUUACCUUGAAGUCUCUCAGGCGUGUGUACAACUGAACGACCACAACGCUUCCUGCUCAGUGUAAUAGCAUUAGGUCCUACAGUUUUCAAUAAUUGCUCUGUGUCUCGUGUACGAUACAUUUCAUUAUACCCCGCUGGUUUACUCUGGUUUGUUUCUAUAUAGCUGAUAUACAAGUUUGAAUAGAUGCUAUUAAUAUUUUUUGAUGCCUUAAAAAAAUGAAAUACUUUACAGUGUACUAACAAUGCAUAAUAAAUACUCUCCCGAUGUACCUAAAACACUAGUCAAGCAUCAACACCUUUCAGACAUAUGAUAUGAAAGUUCUCUUUUAAAAUAAACUUGUAAUAUAUUCAAA